AUGAAUACUUCUUCCCAGUCUUCCCUGAACUGGCUAGAUCAACAGAAUAGUUUAUUCUGGGACAAUUUACAAUGUCUAUGCACCCACCAGAUUCUCCAUCCAUUUCAUUCGAACCGCAUCAACUCGACGGCUAAUCAGGGCAUCUGGCACGAACACAUUGAACCCAUGCCAGCAACCCGGCCACACAUGCAGUUCCGUCGGGACACCGCACCUCCACAGCGUAGAGGCAUAAUCAAUAACUUCAUCCGGGACUAUAUCUGCAUCGCCAACAUCGAUAAUCGCCGGAGGCAACCGGGACAAAUCGAUCCUUCGCGCGCGCGACGGAAGCGUAGAGAUGGAGGCAUAUCUGUGUCUUCGUGGGAUAUGAUGAAUUAUUUUCCCCGGAUGGAGUCCUUUAGUUUGAACGCGAGCCGCUAG
This is a messenger RNA of Monascus purpureus, 417 nucleotides long. Lineage: Eukaryota; Fungi; Ascomycota; Eurotiomycetes; Eurotiales; Aspergillaceae. The record is from the annotation of a GenBank genome assembly.